CAGACGUAGAAAAUAAAAUGUUCAGAUCCAUCAAAGAGCUUAGUCUUCACUACGACCCGAUUAAUGAAAGCAAUACUUUUACUAGUGGGGAUAUUGUGGAGGGACGAGUUGUUUUGGAAGUAACAAAAGAAAUAAAGGUGGACAGCUUUUUUGUGAAGCUGACGGGGGACGCACAUGUAAGCUGGACUGAAGGAUCAGGUGACAACGAAACAACCUAUAGCGACCAUGAGAGAUACUUCAAACUAAAGCAAUACUUCAUUCAAGAGCGCUCAAAGAAAGGAAAUAAUGAAAAAAAUACAACUCUUUUAUAUGGAGAGACUUAUGGACCAGUGAUUAGGCCAGGAAGUCAUGUUUUUUCAUUCAGAUUUCAGCUGCCUCAACAAAAUAUGCCUCCAUCUUUUAAAGGAUUUCAUGGCUGGGUUAAGUAUGUCUUGACAGUAAAGCUGAGCAGGCCUUGGAAGUCAACAUCUGCUACACAUACAGAAUUAACCUUUGUGCUGAGAAAUUAUGGGACCGAAGAUCACCUACUGCAACCACAAUCUGGCACACAAGACAAGAUGAUGAAACUUUUUGGCUCAGGAAAAAUGUCAAUGACUGUAACAGCUGAAAAAACUGGCUAUAUGCAAGGUGAAACAAUCAGAGUUUUUGUUGACAUUGACAACUCUUCAUCUCGUGACGUCAAGCUAAAGUACAGCCUCAAGCAGCAACAGACAUUCAUCGCUGGCAAGAGCACUAAUAGAGCAUUUAAGGAUAUAGUCAAAGAGACUAGAGAUCGCAUCCCUUCUGGAGAAAAGUCAAAAUUCAUAGUGGACAUGACCCUUCCACAUGACCUGACUGUCACCAUUGAAAACUGCAGAAUUCUAAAAGUGCAGUAUGAACUCAAGGUGUAUCUGGAUGUGUCUUUUGCAUCAGAUCCAGAAGUCAAAUUUCCUGUGGUCAUUCUUCCAGCUGAACAACAGUGUUGUCCAUGGCAAGGCCCACCUGGAGGAUUCCAGCCAUAUCCACCACCUCAGCCUAACCUUGUGCCUAUUCCUGGCGAACUACCUCCUCCACCUGCAGGACUUUACCCCAAUCUGUAUGACCCUACAGUGCUGCCCUAUCCAGGAGCUGCUGCAGGGGUCUAUCCAAAUCCAAAUCAACAUGCCAUCCAGCCUGGUUUCCAUCCGGCUCCUUCUGCACCAGUUUAUGAUCCAAAUCAAAGUACUAAAGAAUCCUCUCCUAAUGUGCCUUAUUAGACUCCUUCACCAGCCAAACCUCUGAGCACCAUUUAUGCUGUCAAUGAGAACUUAAUGUCUGCAUGCCUUCUAUCUGCAAGCUCAGUGCCUAUUAUUGUGCAUUUUAAAUGAA
Sinocyclocheilus grahami is the source of this 1347-nucleotide messenger RNA. RefSeq names its product arrestin domain-containing protein 3-like. Gene Ontology annotation, biological process: protein transport. Bases 18 to 1235 code for a protein of 405 amino acids. The record is from RefSeq and is a predicted model, not a curated record. The transcript is spliced from 7 exons. Lineage: Eukaryota; Metazoa; Chordata; Actinopteri; Cypriniformes; Cyprinidae. Gene Ontology annotation, cellular component: cytoplasm; plasma membrane.